CAUUUUUUGCUACGAAACGCACUUGUGAAGUAUAUCAAACCAAACAACAUCUUCGUUACUAUCUUACCUUUAUUUAUUGUUGAAUUCAUUCAGUUUACCCGGAAAGGGCGAAUUUACCGACCCGUCGCCGUUUCCGAACCCUCGCCCAUAGAUGUAGUAGUUAUUAGAAUAAGAUUACUAAUAUAUUUAUGAUGAAUGGUGAGGGGACUAGUAAAGUUUUGCCAUUGAAUGUUCCUAAUAACCUUGAUCAUCAUGAGUUGUUAUUAGUCGAUAAAGUUAAUGAUGAGGGGUCGUCGGUUUCAUCUCGUUACUCGUCUUGUGGAGAAUCAGAGUUUGAUAGAUAUUGUAGUGCUAAUUCUGUAAUGGGUACACCUAGUUUAUGUGGUUCUGUUGGUACAUUUCAAGAUUUUCCUGAUUCGGAUAUUGGGUCGGUGAAAAGUUCGAGACUUGGGGAUGUGGGUGGUUUGGAGAGUUUUAGUUUAGGUGGGAAGUUUGAGAGAAGUAAUAAUUUGUUAGGUUUGGGGAGGUUAGGUGAGUAUAGUAAGAGAAACGGGGAAAGAUCGGAACAAGGGUUGGCGGUGGUUGAUGGAAAUGAGAUGAACUUGUAUGAUGAAAUGGAUACGUCGUUUUCUGAUUUUCCGGAUGGAGGGGGUGUGGUUAUGUGGAAAGCUGAAAGUGAUUCAAAAAGAAUGGAAAGUUGUUCGAGUAAUGACUUUUUUGUAAAGAAUAAACGUGGGGAAAAAAUGGAGGAGGUCAAUGUGGUAAAUGUAGGUGUGGAAGAAAGUACUGAGGCUCGUAUGGGGGAAAGUAAUGUUUUUGAAGGUGGAAGACAGUUUGAUGAAUGUUCUGAAGAGGAAACGUUAUCUCGGUUAGAGCAUUCAGAGUCUGAAGGUUCGAUGUAUGGAUAUGGUACAGAUGGUGAGGAACUGAAUGGUUUGCCUUUUAGAGGUUACAGGAAUUAUUUACCGGAUAAGAAAAAGAUAAAAGAAGAAACUUUACUUAUGAAUUCAUCAGUAGCUUAUGGUUCAGAUGAUUGGGAUGAUUACAUGCAAGAACCCAUUGCAAACCCUCAAGAUUUAUUUGUCGUUAAUGAAAUUCAAGGACACGACCAAAAGGAAAUCGGAAGUGAAGAAGAAGCCUUGAAAAGUAUGUCACAUGUGGAAGAAAAUGUUAACCACUUCACUAUGAGCAGUCAGGCCGAUGUUUCUAACACUCAAUCUAUAAGCCAUAUUGAUCAUCUGAGACAUGAAGAGGAAGAACAAGAACAGCUUAUGAAAGAUAUGUGUGUCAUUGCCAAACAAGCAGAAAACUUAAAUCAAUUCAAGAUGGAGGAAGUUUCCCAAGUGGAGGCGGCCCCAUUGAUGUUAACAAUUUCAGAUGAAACUACGAACAAUCUUACAGUUAGUCAUGUUCAGUCAACCUCCACACAAGAUACUGAAAUUUCAGAUGAAACUACGAACAAUCUUACAGUUAGUCAUGUUCAGUCAACUUCCACACAAGAUACUGAAGACUAUGUAGCUGAAAUGCCCAAAGACUACCAGAGCUAUUUACUGCAGUCAUUGCCAACUAUUAAAGUAGAUAAAAGACAAAGUUUUACCCAUGUCUCGUUAAAUGUUCCUGAAGAUGUUCAUAUGGAAAUUAAGGCAGAAAACUAUGAACUAAAUGAAUUCUAUGAUGAAGUUGUUUUCGAUAUGGAAGAGAUACUACUUGACUCUGGUGAGUCUCCUGCUGCUAGGUUUACCCGUAAUAGAAAACAUAACCAUUCCCAUGUUUCUCUCCCCUCAAGAGACGGUGGCUCUACUGCUUCAACUUCUAGUAUCGAAAAUUCUCUCUCAGUUGUCCAAAAUCCUUACAAAAUUGAUGGCAUUGAAGUAAUUGGUGCAAAACAGAUGAAGGGGGACGUCUCAUUGGGUGAAAGAUUGGUGGGGGUGAAGGAAUACACUGUUUACAAGCUAAGGGUAUGGAGUGGGACCCAUCAGUGGGAGGUCGAGAGGCGAUACCGUGAUUUCUUUACUCUUUAUCGUCGUUUAAAAACGUCGUUUGCUAAUAAAGGUUGGGAUCUUCCUUCUCCUUGGUCAACGGUUGAGCGAGAGUCCAGAAAGUAUUUUGGUAAUUCAUCUCCAGAUGUCGUUUCAGAAAGAAGUGUUCUUAUUCAAGAAUGUUUGCAAUCUAUUUUGCAAUCCAAGUUCUCUUCCAGCCUCCCUAAUACUGUAUUAUGGUUUCUAUCCCCACCGAAGAAUGGGCCAAAUUUCCCUGUUUUUGACACACAUAUUUCUUCGUCACAAAUUGGAAGCAAACCUGUAUACUCGUUGGGGCAGUCAAUAUCACUUAUUGUUGAAGUUAGGCCUCAUAAAUCAAUGAGACAAAUGUUAGAAGGACAACACUAUACUUGUGCAGGUUGUCAUAAAUAUUUUGAUGAGGGAAAAACUCGUUUGCUGGAGUUUGUACAGACACUUGGGUGGGGCAAGCCACGUGUUUGUGAAUAUAGUGGUCAGGUUUUUUGUUCAUCUUGUCAUAUAAAUGAAACUGCAAUCUUGCCUGCUAGAGUUUUGCAUUGGUGGGAUUUUACAGAGUACCCAGUGUCGCAGCUGGCUAAAUCGUAUCUGGAUUCUAUACAUGACAAGCCAAUGCUCUGUGUAAGUGCUUUGAACCCUUUUCUGUUCGCCAAGGUUCCACCUUUGCAACACGUUAUUAAUGUCAGGAAAAGGAUCGGGCGAAUGCUUCCAUAUGUUCGUUGCCCAUUUCGUCGGUCCAUAUACAAAGGAGUUGGGUCCAGGAGAUAUCUUCUUGAAAGCAGUGACUUCUUUGCUCUAAAAGAUCUUGUUGAUCUUUCCAAAGGAGUAUUUGCAGCUUUGCCUGUGAUGGUAGAAACAAUUUCCAAGAAAAUUGUGCAUCAUAUUACCGACGAAUGUUUAAUCUGCUAUGAUGUGGGCGUACCUUGUGGUGCUCGGCAAGCAUGUGAUGAUCCAGCUUCUCUCAUCUUCCCUUUUCAGGAAGGUGAGGUUCAAAGAUGUAAAUCUUGUGAACUGGUUUACCACAAGGGGUGCUUAAAAAAGAUGGCUGCUUGCCCGUGCGGUGUGGAUCUUAGGCCAAUAUCCACGAGAAACCCGAAUGUGAACACGAAUGAAGUACAUGUUAGUCCAAACAACUUGGUUCAGGAUACAGAGUCAAAGUCUUCAGUGGGAUUUAUCUCUGGGCUGCUGUUAAAAGCUAGUCCUGCAAAGUUCUGGAGGACCAAAGACAAUGAUACCGUAAUCCCUAUGGGUUCUUUACCAAGUUCUUCACUGUGAUCUUUUUGUAUUUGUGAAAUUCUGUAAAAUUAUAUGAUAAAGUUAAAGGUAGAUUUAAAUGAAUAUGGACGACUUAUUUGGGAUAUUUUUAUACAUUCUUUGUAACGAUUUGUCUAUAAAUGUUGGAAAAUGAUUAAAGUCUUUUUGGUCGCUCAUUUCGACCUAUUGACGUUAA
Molecule: messenger RNA, 3465 nt
Organism: Erigeron canadensis
Lineage: Eukaryota; Viridiplantae; Streptophyta; Magnoliopsida; Asterales; Asteraceae
Exons: 6
Coding region: 189-3290 (1033 amino acids)
Molecular function (GO): phosphatidylinositol binding
Source: RefSeq, a predicted model, not a curated record